This is a messenger RNA of Pseudoliparis swirei, 3341 nucleotides long. It is a transcript of the gene exoc5, whose product is annotated as exocyst complex component 5. The record is from RefSeq and is a predicted model, not a curated record. Lineage: Eukaryota; Metazoa; Chordata; Actinopteri; Perciformes; Liparidae. Bases 149 to 2275 code for a protein of 708 amino acids. Gene Ontology annotation, cellular component: cytoplasm; exocyst. The transcript has 18 exons. Gene Ontology annotation, biological process: Golgi to plasma membrane transport; exocytosis.
GAAGCCGGACCGCUAACCAGCUAACCGCUAGCUGUCAACAAAGGGCGAAACUGGACUCCAUCGGUGGAUCCAUGUGGAAGUCGGCGGGGUUGUGGACUCUGACAGCCCUCCUCUAAACUGAGUCUGACUCCCAGCCGCGUCGGGAACAAUGGCGACAGCAGCUCAGCUGUUCGAGGAGCCCUUCGAUGCGGAUGAGUACAUCGAAAGGCUGGCAUGGAGGACACCCGGGGGAGGCUCCAAAGGAGGAGCUGAGGCAUUUGACCCCAAAAGGCUGUUGGAUGAAUUUGAGAACCACAUAGAAGAGCUGAAGCAGUUGGAUGAGAAGAUCCAGCGGCGAGUGGAGAAGCUCGAGCACCAGUGUCAUCGCGAGGCCAAGGAAUUUGCCCACAAAGUGCAAGAUUUGCAAAGAAGCAACCAGGUGGCCUUUCAACACUUCCAGGAGCUCGAUGAACACAUAAGCUAUGUGGCAACAAAGGUUUGCCACCUUGGCGACCAGCUGGAGGGGGUGAACACCCCUCGACAGAGGGCCGUGGAAGCUCAGCGUCUCAUGACCUACUUCAACGAGUUCUUGCAAGGGGACCUACGCAGUGACGUCUUCAAUAACCCCGACAAGAUUAAGGAGGCUGCUGAUAUAAUUCAGAAGCUGCAUCUCAUUGCCCAGGAGCUGCCAUUCGACAGAUUUGCCGAUGUCAAGGCAAAGAUUGCAAGUAAGUACCAUGACCUGGAGCGGCAGUUAAUCCAGGAGUUCACAGCUGCCCAGCGCAGGGGUGAGAUUGGACGUAUGCGGGAGGUGGCAGCGGUUCUAUUACAUUUCAAGGGCUACGCACACUGUGUGGACGUCUACAUCAAGCAGUGUCAGGAAGGGGCCUACGUGAGGAAUGAUGUGUAUGAGGACACUGCCGUCCUCUGCCAGAGAGUCAACAAGCAGGUGGGCGAGGUCUUCAGCAGCCCAGAGACUGUCAUGGCCAAACUCAUUCAGAACAUCUUUGAAAACAAAUUGCAGGCCCACGUUAGAGAGAAACUGGAUGAAACGCGACACACUGAUGCAGAGCAAUACCUCAAGAACCUCAAUGACCUUUACACCAGGACGACAGCGUUGGCCACGAAGCUGAACGAGUUCAACCUGGGCUCAGACAAGCACACGUUCCUGUUUAAACUCAUCAAGAGCAUAUUCUCCUCGUACCUUGAAAGCUACAUUGACAUGGAGAGGGAAUACCUUCGCACUCGAGGUGCUAUGAUUCUGCAGCGUUACUACGACUCCAAGAAUCACCAUAAACGCCCAAUUGGCACCGGCAGUAUCCAAGAACUGAAGGAGCGGAUCAGACAGCGCACCAACCUCCCUCUAGGCCCGAUGAUUGACACCCAUGGGGAGACCUUUCUGUCCCCAGAGCUAGUUGUCAAUCUGCUGCAGGAGACGCGUCAUGCCUUUGAGAGAUGCAACAGGCUUUCAGAUCCUUCAGACCUGCCCAAGAACGCCUACUCCAUCUUCCUGCUGCUGGUUGAUCAUCUGUGUGUGGAUCACAUUGACUACGCACUAGAGAUUGGCCUCUCAGCGAUCCCCUCAUCAGAUGCCAAGAAUGCCAACCUGUACUUCCUGGACGUCGUUCAACAGGCCAACUCUAUCUUCCACUUGUUUGAUAAGCAGUUUAAUGACCAGCUCAUGCCUCUUAUAAGCUCAUCUCCAAAGUUGGCAGAGUGCCUGCAAAAGAAGAAAGAGGUGAUUGAACAGAUGGAAGUGAAACUGGACACAGGAAUCGACCGAACAAUAAAUUGCAUGGUGGGGCAAAUGAAGCACAUCUUGGCAACAGAGCAGAAAAAGACUGAUUUCAGGCCCGAGGACGAGAACAACGUCAUGAUCCAGUACACCACGGCUUGCUCUAAGGUAUGCGCCUACGUCAGUCGGCAGGUGGAGCACGUGCGGAAGUCCAUGGACGGGAAAAACGUGGACACGGUGCUGACCGAGUUGGGCGUUCGUUUCCACCGGCUCAUCCACGAGCACCUGCAGCAGUACAGCUACAGCUCGAUGGGAGGCAUGCUGGCCAUCUGCGACGUGGCUGAAUACCGACGAUGCGCCAAGGGUUUCAGGGUACCGUUGGUGCUGCGGCUCUUCGACACGCUCCACGCCCUCUGUAACCUCCUGGUUGUUGCCCCUGACAACCUGAAGCAGGUCUGCUCAGGUGAGCAGCUCACCAAUCUGGACCGAAACCUUCUGCACGCCUUCGUCCAGCUCAGAAUGGACUACCGUUCAGCCAGACUGGGCCGACAUUUCAGUUAAUGACUAUCGCAACGCCUCGCCGCCCUCCGUCCACAAACCCGUGCUUUGAUGGGACGAUGCUCCUCGAAGAAACCAUUCCUGCUCCAGGGAACGCGUCGGCCUGGCCCCGGCACACAGACUUCACCGGGGUCGCUUUGCACAUCGUGGAGCCAGAAGGCCACUGCUCCUCGAACGUGACAAAAAUGUGCAUUUCACCUUUUUUUUUUCUUCAUUGUUUAUUUCGUCAAGCUAAAGAAAUCGAAAUGCCUAUUGACUUAAUAUUUCAUUUGUUUUUAAAUACUAAUCCAUUACCAAUCCACAUCGCUAGAAUCUCUGAUAUAUUAGAGUAAAUGGACAACAUUGAUUUCUGUGCCCAUGUAAAACUAUUUUUCUUUUGAUUGUGCCAAAUAUAUCAAUUCUGUGGCUGCAGUUGUGCGCAGGAAUAGACCCGAAAAAGCUGCCGUGGAGGGAGGCUGUCACGCCGUGUCGUCGGACAUCGAAGCCGCAGUAGCACUGCGUACUGGGAACAGCUUCCCUUUGUCACGAGGUGUAGGCGACCUGACGGAGACAGCCCCACCAAGCAUGAGAUAUAGAGCCCCGUCUGGCUAAGAGAGACACAUGACCACCUCGCUAACCUUUGACCUCUGACCACAAAGUAGAGGUCGCGAGGCCAUCGCAGCAAAGUGUGAUCUGGACUAUUAACCGGUCUGAGAACCUCUCUGGAGGUGUGGGUGGUCCCCUUUAGGCUAAGAUGACUGGCGUGAUGGGUCAGUGAGUAUGCGUCACUGUAAUUGCACAGAUCAACACUUGCUCAUCCAGCGGGGCACACAGGCCAAAGACAUUGUUGGCUUGAUCUGCAGUGUUUCUGGGUCGGGAGAUGUUCAAAUGUUGACCUCUGCUGAUUAAAGGACACAACCUAGAGGGGACUUCUUCACACAGGGCUUAUUGGGUCUCAACUGUCUUCUGCACUAAAAAGUCAGAUGUCCCCGAUGCCUCGAACGGUCUGCGACGCCACGCUGCUCCCACUGUACUGCUGUUUACCUGAUUUAGUGACUCAUUAAAAAAUAAAUGUUGCAUUUUAUUAUCA